Molecule: messenger RNA, 907 nt
Organism: Colletes gigas
Lineage: Eukaryota; Metazoa; Arthropoda; Insecta; Hymenoptera; Colletidae
Product: LHFPL tetraspan subfamily member 6 protein-like
Exons: 5
Coding region: 290-907 (205 amino acids)
Cellular component (GO): membrane
Source: RefSeq, a predicted model, not a curated record
UUAGAGCGACGGUGUGACGUGCGGGGAAUCCGAGUUCGCGAUACUGUGUACACGUUCGACGGUGGUGUGUUUUGACGUCGUCUCGAGCGAACAGAAGCGUUACCGAAAAGUGCAGCGACGGUACGAGGGCCCCCCUUUGGAGACACCGACAGUGGCAGCCGGCAGUUACGAACGUUCGUUAAUCAUGCGCGCGUAGAGAGUAUCAGUGGUACACCGAGAUUUUUAGGGGUGGAAUAGAGACAGCAGGGCAAGAGAGGAGACAGCGGAGCGACGCUUUUAAACCGAUGAGAUGACAGUGCUUUGCGUGCUGUGGGCAACCUUGUCCACCGUGGCAUCGAUCCUCGCCUGUUCCGGAUUUUAUCUGCCUUACUGGAUUCAGGGACGGCUGCUGGGAAAAGCGGACGCGUACUUUAGUUCCUUUCGACGGUGCAACUAUCCACGAAUAAGGGCGCCGAACGCUGCUCCCGAAAUCGUUUACGAGUGCGCCAGGUACUCCAGUUUCUGGGAUAUACCGAGCGCCUGGUGGCAGGCGAGUACAGUGACGAUGGGAAUCGGCGUCGCGAUCGCGGUGAUCGGCGCGCUGACCCUGUUGGCAGCCGCCUCCAGUUUUCUGCCACACAUACUGAAAACGCCCAAGCACACACGAAUUUUGGGCGCCCUGCAACUCCUCGCUGCAGUGAUGAUAUGCGGCGGCCUGGUGAUGUAUCCCGUAGGAUGGGACAACCGGGAGGUGAGGGAGUCCUGUGGGAAAGGUGCUAACGUAUACAAUCUCGGGAAGUGUUCCGUGUCCUGGUCGAGCCACCUGCUGGUCAGCUCCGUGGCGUUGUUGAUGCUGUGCUUCGGGCUGAGCUUCUGCGCUGCGCGACACAAGCCGUCCAACCCGCACACCGAUCCACUGCGCAUUUGA